ACUUUUCUCCUCCUUCUUUUCUGUUCCCUCCAGCAGUUUCCUCUCUGGGGCAAGGGGUUUUCCUAGCCAAGGUUGCCCAGUGCUUGGCUUCAGUGCCAAGGGGGUCAAAGCAAUGCCAACUUAGAGGCAAAGAGGAGAAAAAGUCCCCCUCCCAGGCCAGGCAAGGAGGAGAGAUCCGCCCUGGGCAAGAAGGAGGAAGAAAGGAGGAAGAGGGAAAAGAAACAAAGAAACCAAGGAAGGAAGGAAAGAAACAAAGAAACCAAGCAAGGAAGCCAGGAUCGCCUGGGCAGAGAAUAAAUAAAGAAGAUUGCAACCUCUGAUCUUGCAUCUCAGCCCCAGCUGAACCUCUCCUGUCUCUCAAAGGCACCACAUCCUAAGGAAAAUGUACUUUCAGCUGUUGAUUUUAAGGCUUGCACUAUCAGCUCUGGCUGGUGCUCUUGAAAUCACAGUCCCCAAUGACCCUGUGGUUGCCCUCUUUGGCCACGAUGCCACUUUACGCUGCUCCUUCUACCCGGAUGCCAACUUUAGCCUGGAUGACCUGAGCCUCAUCUGGCAGCUGACGGACACCAAACGCUUGGUGCACAGCUUUGCGGAGGGUCAGGACCAGCUCUCCAACCAAGAGAGCAGCUACUCCAACCGGACGGCCCUUUUCUACAACCAGUUGCCUCGGGGAAAUGUUUCCUUGCUGCUUCGGCAUGUACGGAUUUCCGAUGAGGGGAGCUUCACUUGUUUUGUCCGGGUCCAGGACUACAGCAGUGCUGCUGUAAUACUACAGGUAGCAGCCUUAUACUCCCAGCCCAAUUUGAACAUGGAACCCAACAAGAACCUGAAGCCCGGAGACCUGGUCACAGUGACAUGCCACACUUUUUCCGGUUACCCUGAGGCGACAGUCCUUUGGCAGGAUGGCCAAGGGAACAACAUCACGGAGAACAUCACCACCUCACAGGUGGCCAAUGAGGAAGGCCUUUUUGAUGUGAGGAGCAUCUUACGGGUGGUACUUGAACCCAACAGCACAUAUAGUUGCUUGGUGAAGAACCCCUUGCUACAGCAGCUGACACAUGCCUCGGUCACCAUCACAGGCCAGCACCUGCUCUUUCCAGCUGUGGCUCUCUGGGUAACUGUAGGCUUGGCCAUUUGUCUUGUUGUCCUCUUGAUCGCCUUGGCCUAUGUGUGUCAGAAGAAAAUACGCCAGAGCUGUAAAGAAGAGAAGGAAAAUGCUGGGAUAGAGGAACAAGAUGAAGGAGAUGGAUCCAAAACAGCUCUGCAGCCUCUGAAGAGUGUGGACAUCAAAGAAGACAUGGGAGAGGAAAUUGACUGACAAGAACAGCAGAAGAUCAAUGAUAUUAUCUUGGAGACAAAUCAGGUUCUGCCCUAUGGACUCUUCUUUCAGCAAUGGACUGUCGAAAACAUGGGAGAGCCUUGCACAGACCUCUCUCAGCUUCAGCUUGCUGGAUUCAGUCACCCCAUUUCCCCCUUAUUCAUAUUCCUAAAUAUAGACUCUGGACAGUUCUGGUUGUAUCAGCUUGGGACUCCCAUCAUGGACUUAGAAUCAGGGAAGACUCCAGUGUGCUUUUUAGCUGAUUCCUUCCUUCUGUUACCCCCACCCAGAGUUGGGACACAGAAAGUCCCUCUUUGCAGAUUUGGUGCCAUGCUGUUAGUGUGGGCACAUAAAUAGCAGCAAUUUUGGACAUACUGUUCAAGGAGAUGAGGCAUUGUGGGCCAGCGGGUUGCUCUCCACAACUGUCAUGCCAAGGAACACAGUGGUUGGAACUGCUUCAGCAUUUGUUGGAUUUGUGUGUAGAGAUUUCCACCUCUCCAAACUAGUAUGACUUGAAUCCCUCCCCCUUCCUUGAAGGCUGAGAUGGGUACUUUCCCCACAUAGCUACCUUUUAUAACAUAGCCACAAGUGUUUCCAAAAAAAAAACCCUGCAGCCCAUUUCACUGGCUGAGGCUAAGAGCAAGAUGCUGAGCCCCUGCUUCCUUGUACAAAAGACAACUAGACUUCCAACAUCGGAGAUGAUGGAACAACAUCCUCUACUAUAUCUGAAAGCAGCAAUUGAGCUUACGUGAUGCUUGAGUACAUGGCUUUUCCUUCUAACAGUUUGCUGCUGCCUCCCACCUUUGCCAUCUGAAGCAGCUGCCUCACUUUAUUUAAUGGUAGGGCUGGCCCUUCCAGAAACUAGGAAAAAUCCAUAGCUCAAUGGCAGGGUGGCAGACUUUUCAGGCAGAAGAUCUCAAAUUCAGUUCAUGAUGACUAGGAUUCCAUUGGUGUAUAUGUGCCUUCAAGUUGUCUAUUAUGGCAACCCCAUGAAUUUCAUAAAGUUUUUUUUGGCCAGUG
Sceloporus undulatus (fence lizard) is the source of this 2338-nucleotide messenger RNA. RefSeq names its product CD276 molecule (gene CD276). The record is from RefSeq and is a predicted model, not a curated record. Lineage: Eukaryota; Metazoa; Chordata; Lepidosauria; Squamata; Phrynosomatidae. The transcript is spliced from 8 exons. The coding region runs from base 383 to 1318 and encodes 311 amino acids.